Molecule: messenger RNA, 4341 nt
Organism: Anolis carolinensis (green anole)
Lineage: Eukaryota; Metazoa; Chordata; Lepidosauria; Squamata; Anolidae
Product: zinc finger protein 16
Exons: 3
Coding region: 537-1526 (329 amino acids)
Biological process (GO): regulation of transcription by RNA polymerase II
Cellular component (GO): chromosome
Molecular function (GO): chromatin insulator sequence binding
Source: RefSeq, a predicted model, not a curated record
UCUGGGAGUUGUAGGCCAAAACACCUGGGGACCCACAGGUUGGCAAUCACUGCUUUAAGCAAUUGGUUGAUCAAUUUCCACAUGAGAAAGGCGAUCCUUUGAAGGUGGAGGAAGUAUAGUAUUUUUAUAGGAAUUAUGUAUGUAGGAAGGAUUCAGAUAGCAUAGUGGCAACACCGCCAAUGGAAAUAGAGCCAUGUAGCAGGUGAUGGAAAAGAGCCUUCUGCUUAUGAGAAGUUACUAGCAGUCAGAACAGGUUUUAUUAUCCUAUGUUUUUACUCAUCUGAGGCUCAAUGGAUUGAGUUCCUUUGUGUCUUCCAAGUUGUUUCCUAUCACAGAUUUUCUUGGGAAGAUAUGUUCAGGAGAGACGGAACCUUGUCCAAGGUCACCCAAUGGGUGUCCAUGUCUGAAUGUGAUGUCACAGUAGACUCUGUAAUUGUAGUCCAACGUUCAAACCAUUGCACCACGCUGGCUCGAAAUACAAAUGGCACCCAGGGAUCUGAGAGUCCUGCUAGAAAAGGAAUGAGUGUCUGACCACAAUGUCAACUUCAUCUGUUUCCUUCAUGUUCCAUGUUCCUUCCCAUAGCACAUUCUCAGAGCAACAUCUCUGCUUUGAGAUGGAGUGUGGAGAUCCAAGCCUUGUGGAGAUUCAUGACGCAGAUGAUGGUGGAAUGGCAAAGAGAGUCUAUGUAGCAGCUGAUCAAAGUGGAGUGAGCGAGGGUGAGGAAGAUGACCACAUGGAGCACAAGACCAUCCAACCUGGUAUCCACCAUGGACGAUCCCCUUGGAAGGCCAGUUCACAGCAAGAAGGUUCAGCGAUAGAACGGCAAGGGGGCCUGCUAGCUCCUGGCAGCUACAUUGAGGGUGAGGUGACGGUUGCAGCCAACAUGGUUUCACGAUCCAGCAAGCAGCGUCCUUUCAUAUGUAAUGAGUGUGGUAAGAGCUUCAGUCACUGGUCUAAACUGCUCCGGCACCAGCGUACACACACAGGUGAGCGGCCCAGCACCUGCACUGACUGUGGCAAGAGUUUCUCGCAGAACUCACACUUGGUGCAGCAUCGCCGCACACAUACUGGUGAGAAGCCCUAUGUCUGCCGCGACUGCGGCAAAAGCUUCAGCUGGAGCUCCAACCUGAUCCAACACCAGCGCAUCCAUACAGGGGAGCGGCCUUACACCUGUGGGGACUGUGGCCGCAGCUUUACCCAAAGCAAAAACCUGGCCAAGCACCGGCGGACACACACGGGAGCCCGACCAUUCCGUUGUCCUGAGUGUGGGAGAGGCUUUGCACACACGGCUGGCCUGGUCAAACACCAGCGCCUUCGUCAUGACACAGAUUCUCCCAUAGGUCACCCCUGUCCAGAAUGUGGCCAACGCUUCCGCGCCCCGUCUGAAGUAGAACGUCACCGGGUUGCUCACCAUGGUGUCCCUCCAUCUGAGCCCUUUAUCUGUGUGGAAUGUGGAGAGUGUUUCACUAAAAGCACCACAUUGGUCCGACACAAGCGAGUACACAAGCCCAUCUUCGUGCGUUAAAACAUUUAAUCCCUCCAGGGGAUAAGCAUUCUUAACAGCAUCUGGUAAGGUUUACAGCCUGAAGUGUACGGGUUGAGGGGCCAAGGUGAGUCUCUAACUGCAACCUGUGUCUUGCUUGGGCAGACCAAAGGCUCUGUUAGACCCACCAUACGAAACCAUUAAGCAGUGGCAAGGGAAGGAGGGAGGAAGUUGGGUCCCAAAGUUGGACUUCAGCCACAUGUUAGAGGUUGUUUUGGAGGCAAGAUUUUGAUUGCAUUUGGUCAGGACCAAAUGCAAUCUCCCUUUUGAUGAUAUACAGGUACUACUGCUGUACAUUACAUUGAGAUGGGAGUAUUCUUUAGUUAGAAGCCAAAUAGAAAGCCACAAGGAGGAAGAAAGAACUUCAGACAAAAAUAAGGCUUCUUGGUACUUUGGUGCACAAAUAGACUCUCAGUGGAGAGAGUACUAUGCAGAAGAACUGAGUUCCCUCAAGGAAGGAGCAAGGAUGGGAAAGAAAGAAAGGCAGACAGACAGAAGGAAGGAGAGGACAGAUGAUAUGGGUGGGGAAGAGAGGUUGGAAUCAACCUAGAACAAUAAACUAUUGUGUAUCCCCUAUCUCUUAAGUGCCAGUCUCUCUCUUUCUCUCACUAACCACUUCUCACUUCAUACAUUUCUGACUAAGAGGGGCUGUUCAAAAGACAACAGAAAAUCAGUGGACCAAGUUCUGAAGAGAUAGCAGUACACAGCUAAAAAAGCCAGAAAUACAGAAGAGACAAAAGCCCAUAACUUGAAAAUAAUAAAUGAAAAAGAAUGGGUUAUUGUAAUUCUUUCUCUUUUUUGUUGUUGCAUAACUACAUUGCAUUACAAUCGUAACUUAAUGAAGAAUACCUUUGCUGGGUUUUGCAAUAUAAUUGUAACUGUUUUAGUUGCUCUUAUAGCAAUCAAGUAUGUGGUCUCACUAGAUGUGUUUUGUACAACAAUUCAGGAUGGCUUGAGACUCAUAGACAAAUUGAACUACGUUUUAAAAAAUAGCAUUCCCAGCUCUGGGAAGGAUUAAACCUCUAUGUCCAUUUAUCAAUUUAUAUAAGCAAGUACAACUUGCUUGCUGUAGUUGUGUUCACUUCCAGUUUCUUAAAAAAUAUUUUUGCUCAAAGAAAGAUGGGAGGGAGUGAAAUUAAAAACACAUGUCAUAUUCCUUGAUGGUAAAUAGGGAGGGGGUGUGGGCCAGGGGAUGUAUAAAAGCCUAGGUGGCACACUGUGCUCUUAUCUGGCUUAAUAUUACAAAGUGGGAGUCUCUGGCUGACAUCCUCUACAUCACUGCUUUCCUUUCCUUCUCUGGCAUAGCUGCACGAAACUAUGCAAUUCAGAAUCAGAAAACUAACUUGCUGAAUUUGUCCUAAGGAUUCUGCAAGCCCCAGGCUAAGCUGCAGCUUGUUCUUAUUAAUGCUAAAUUACAAUUUACUGUUCAACAAAAACAUGCCAAUCCUUCUCCAGUACUGCAGCUAAAUUCAGCCACUGGCCAUCUUGCUGGAGACAAUGGGAGUUAUAGUUUAGAGUCCAGGUCAGUGAAGCCUAUGUGAAAGUUUAUAUGGUUAAGAAUAUCACGCACAGAAAUGAUAUUCAGCUUAGUCCUAAUGCCAAAAAUACAACUUAAUGGUGUAACAUUAGAAAAAGUUGACCAUUUCUGCUACCUUGGCAGUCACCUCUCCACAAAAGUCAACACUGUCACUGAAACACAACACCAUCUGAGCUCUGCAAGUGCAACAUUUCUUUUUGAAUAAAGCAAAGUGUUUGAGGGUCAGGACAUUUGUAGGGGUACCAAAAAGCUUGUUUAUAAAGCUAUUGUCCUUCCAACCCUGUUAUAUGCCUCUGAAACAUGGACUGCCUACAGACGUCACUCAACUUCUGAAACAAUUCCAUUAACGUUGCCUCUGAAAAAUCCUGCAAAUCUCUUGGGAAGACAGGCAGACAAAUGACAGCAUUCUGGAAGAAGCAGACUACUAGCACUGAAACGAUGAUCCUUCACCAUCCACUUUGCUGGACUGGCCAUGUUGUCCAAAUGCCUGAUCACCGUCUCCCAAAGCAGUUAUUAUACUCUCAGCUCGAGAACAGAAAACAGAAUGUUGGUGGACAGGAAAAGAGAUGAAAAGAUGGGCUUAAAGCUAACUUUAAAAACUGUGGCAUAACUGAGAACUGGGAAGUUCUGGCCCUCCAGUGUUGUAACUGGAGGUCAGCUGUGACCAAGAGUGCUGUGGAAUUCGAAGAGGCAUGAAUGGAGGGCAAAAGGAGAAAAGUGUCAAGAGGAAGGCGUGUCAAGCCAAAUCUUGUUGGGAUCACUUUCCAUCUGGAAACAAAUGUCCUUACUGCAAAAGAACAUGCGGAUCAAGAAUAGGUCUCUACAGUCACGUAUGGACCCACCGCCAAGACUCUACACUUGGAAGGCAAUCAUACUCAGCCACAAGAGGUAGCCUAUGAUGAUGAUGGCAUUCAUUCCACACACAUCUAGUUCAAACGUAACCUGCAAUCCAUCCCGGGAAGUUCACUGCUCCCCGCCAUCCUAUCCCAGUUCUCUGCAGUGAUCUCACAUGUUUCUGAAGACCAGCCAUAAUGUUACAUGCUCUGUAAACCUGUCUGUUUAUUUUUAUACAAUUCCAUUUACAAGUAACAAAGUUUUCACUGGAGUUGGGAAUUAGAUCACCAGAAACACAAUGCCUUUCUAGCCACAGAGCCACUGAAAGGUUGCAAACAAAUGGAUCUGCAAAUGUCAUCAUUUCCAGAUGAGGGCCAAACCAGAAUUCCACACACAUUCAAGGAAAUAGAGACCUUCCCCCCCCCC